UUCUCGCCGCGCGCCGCAGACAUGGUGUUCAGGCGCUUCGUGGAGGUUGGCCGGGUGGCCUACGUCUCCUUCGGACCCCACGCCAGGAAGCUGGUCGCGAUCGUUGACGUCAUCGACCAGAACAGGGCGCUGGUAGAUGGACCCUGCACUCGCGUGAGGCGGCAGGCCAUGCCUUUCAAGUGCAUGCAGCUCACCGACUUCAUUCUCAAGUUUCCACACAGUGCCCGCCAGAGGUAUGUCCGACAAGCCUGGGAGAAAGCUGAUAUCAAGAAAUGGGCAGCCACCAGAUGGGCCAAGAAGAUCGAAGCCCAAGAGAGAAAAGCCAAGAUAACAGAUUUUGACCGUUACAAAGUCAUGAAAGCAAAGAAAAUGAGGAACAGGAUAAUCAAGAAUGAAGUGAAGAAGCUGCAGAGGGCAGCUAUCAUAAAAGCUUCUCCCAAAAAGGCACCUGUUGCAAAGGCUGCAGUUGCUGCUGCUGCAGCUGCAGCUGCUGCUGCUAAAGCUAAGGUUCCAGCCAAGAAGCUGACCGCUGCUGGCAAAAAGGCAUCUGGUCAGAAGGCUGCUGGUGAGAAGGCCUCUGGCGAGAAGGCUGCGCCUGUCCCAAAAGCUCAGAAGGGUCAGAAGGCUCCAGCACCAAAGGCAUCAGCUCCAAAGGCAUCAGCUCCAAAAGCAUCGGGCAAGAAAGCUUGAGGCUGUUAAAAGGGAAUAAAGGCUUUUUUUGACAUUGGCAAA
Messenger RNA from Octodon degus (degu), 732 nucleotides. RefSeq names its product 60S ribosomal protein L14-like. NCBI's taxonomy places the organism in Eukaryota, Metazoa, Chordata, Mammalia, Rodentia, Octodontidae. Gene Ontology annotation, molecular function: structural constituent of ribosome; RNA binding. Gene Ontology annotation, cellular component: ribosome; cytosolic large ribosomal subunit. Gene Ontology annotation, biological process: translation; ribosomal large subunit biogenesis. The record is from RefSeq and is a predicted model, not a curated record.